This is a messenger RNA of Saccharomyces kudriavzevii IFO 1802, 2751 nucleotides long. RefSeq names its product histone demethylase GIS1 (gene GIS1). The transcript has a single exon. Gene Ontology annotation, cellular component: nucleus. Gene Ontology annotation, biological process: chromatin remodeling. The coding region runs from base 1 to 2751 and encodes 916 amino acids. The record is from RefSeq and is a predicted model, not a curated record. Lineage: Eukaryota; Fungi; Ascomycota; Saccharomycetes; Saccharomycetales; Saccharomycetaceae. Gene Ontology annotation, molecular function: histone H3K9 demethylase activity; histone H3K36 demethylase activity.
AUGGAAAUCAAACCUGUUGAGGUUAUUGAUGGUGUUCCCGUCUUUAAGCCGUCUAUGAUGGAAUUCGCGAAUUUCCAGUAUUUCAUUGAUGAAAUCACUAAACUCGGGUUGGAGAAUGGUAUUGUCAAAGUCAUUCCUCCUAAGGAAUGGCUUGAUCUUUUAGAGGGUACACCUUCUGUCGAAAGUUUGAAGUCCAUUCGAAUCAACUCCCCCAUUCACCAAAAUGUCAAGCGAUGGGACAGACAAGGGAACGAUAUUUUCACUAUAGGAAGUAGUCAUGGAAACGAAUCGUAUAAUCUAAUGCAGUGGAAAAACUUGUUCGCGAAGUCUGGGUCUCGAAUAAAUCAAAGCAGCCAAGGCGAUGAAAGCCUGGAGGAAAAUUAUAACCUAGACAAUCAACAAGAUUAUUAUGAUUUGACAAGAUUGCAGGCUUUAGAAACGGAUUUUUGGAAAUCCGUUGCUUUUUCGAAGCCACUUUAUGGUGUGGACGAAAAUUCCUCGAUUUUCCCCUAUGACUUGACCCUAUGGAAUUUGAAUAAUUUAUCGGAUUCCAUAAGUUCAAGCAAUGGACAUCUGCUCUUUGGUCAGUCCAAGUCGACAUUCCCAUGGCAUUUGGACGAACAGAACAAAUGUUCAGUGCAUUAUCUGCAUUUUGGUGGGCCCAAGCAGUGGUAUUCUAUACCGUGCUCAAGUACGGACCAAUUUUUGGACUUUUUAUCCAAGGAUCUGCCAACUGAUAAGAAAAACUGUCCUGCAUUCAUGAGUCAUCAAAAUAUCUUAACUUCUCCGGAUUUUUUGAAAGAACAUGACAUAAAGUUUAAUAGAGUACCACAAUUCCAGCACGAAUUCAUCAUAACGUUCCCUUAUAGUGCAUACUCCGGGUUUGAUUAUAGUUACAAUCUUUGCGAAUCUACUGAAUUCUUACUGGACCGUCAAACCGUCCUUAGAAAGCAACCUUUAAAGUGUCUUUGUGGACCUAAAAAGGAAGAGGAGAAAACUGGUGCGUUCUCAAAUUUAUCCUAUGAUUCUAAUGAAUCCGAACAACGAGAAUCCAUCAAUGACAACGACAAUGAUAAUGAUCUGUUUCAAAAGGUUCGAAGUUUUGAUGAGUUGCUAAAUCAUUCCUCUCAAGAGCUGCAAAAUUUAGAAGAUAAUAAGAAUCCCUUAUUUUCCAACAUUAACAUGACCAGACCACAAAGUAGUUCUCUUCGAUCCACCACACCCACUGGUGUAAACCAGUUUUUGAACAUGAACCAGACCACAAUAAGCAGAAUUUCUUCCCCGCUGCUUUCAAGAAUGAUGGAUCUAUCAAAUAUCGUGGAGCCCACUUUGGAUGUUCCCACUUCCAAAUUCAAAAGAAAGGUUUUAACUCCACAAUUGCCCCAGAUGAAUAUUCCAUCGAAUUCCAGUAAUUUUGGCACUCCUUCUUUAACAAAUACAAAUUCUUUGCUAUCUAACAUAACGGCUACGUCGACUAAUCCAUCUACAUUGACAAAUGGUAAUCAAAACUACAAUAAUAGUAAUAAUAAUAAUGAUGAUGACGAUAAUAACAAUAAUAAUAAUAAUAAUAUUAGUAACAAUAAUAAUAAUAGUAAUAAUAACGAUAAUAACUCCAAUGGCGUUGCCAAUGCUACUGCCGCCAUUGCCGCAACUAACAAUACUACAGGUGCCAAUAGUACUACAAAUAACAGUAGUAAUAACAAUAUCUCAACGGUGCCUUCUUCGAUGAUGCAUUCGUCCACUUUGAAUGGGUCUUCAGGUCUAGGUGGCGAUAACGAUGACAACAUGCUGGCUUUAAGUUUGGCCACAUUGGCCAACAGUGCUACUGCUUCGCCAAGACUGACGCUGCCGCCGUUGUCUUCACCGAUGAAUUCAAAUGGAAAUAUUGCAUUCAACGGCAAUAGUAGUAAUGGCAAUAAUUCAUAUUCAAACGGUGCAGCUGUGGCUACUGGUGCUGCUACAUCAGCGCCUCAUAGUCUACCGAUAGUGUCUCCGAAUCCAACGUAUAGUCCGAAUCCAUUAUCUCUUUACUUAACCAACUCCAAGAAUCCAUUAAAUUCAGGUCUUGCUCCAUUAUCACCUUCAACCUCUAACAUCCCGUUCCUCAAGAGAAAUAAUGUGGUUACUUUGAAUAUCUCAAGGGAAGCUUCAAAGAGUCCCAUAUCUUCCUUUGUCAACGAUUAUAGGUCUCCCUUGGGUGUGAGUAACCCACUCAUGUAUUCUUCCACAAUUAACGAUUAUUCUAAUGGUACUGGAAUUCGUCAGAAUAGUAAUAAUAUUAAUCCAUUAGAUGCAGGUCCAUCUUUUUCUCCUCUUCACAAAAAACCCAAAAUACUAAGUGGUGACGAUAAUAGCAACAACAAUAGUAACUUUGAUUACAGUUUUACCGGUAAUAAACAAGAACCCACUUCCGCCAUCUUGAACGAUAAUACUAAUAACGAUGAUAACUAUCGUAAUUCUUCAAUGAAUAAUAAUGGUAUCGGCUAUCAUUCACAUUCUUCUAAGUUCGGUGAAAACGAAGUUAUUAUGUCAGAUCAUGGUAAGAUUUACAUUUGUCGGGAAUGUAAUAGACAGUUCUCUUCUGGUCAUCAUCUAACAAGACACAAAAAGUCCGUUCAUUCUGGUGAAAAACCUCAUUCUUGUCCAAGAUGUGGAAAAAGAUUCAAGAGAAGAGAUCAUGUUCUGCAACAUUUGAACAAGAAAAUUCCAUGUACUCAAGAAAUGGAAAAUGCUAAAGUAGCUGAAUCAUAG